Molecule: messenger RNA, 2028 nt
Organism: Myripristis murdjan (pinecone soldierfish)
Lineage: Eukaryota; Metazoa; Chordata; Actinopteri; Holocentriformes; Holocentridae
Exons: 6
Coding region: 552-1538 (328 amino acids)
Source: RefSeq, a predicted model, not a curated record
UGGAACUUUAUUGUGCUUCACUGUAUCAUCCAAAACCAACUCAUACUUUUUCAUAUCUCUACCAUUACUAGGCACAAACUUGUCCAUUUUGGGAGCUUAAGCAAUAUUCUGAAUGCAUCAUGACAUGCUACCUGGAGCUGUUUCAUUUCUGCUUUACUGUCACUGUGCCACCAGUGGGCGGUAUAGAGCAGACUACAGGAGGCUCGAAAACAAGCUCUUUUAACUGCACACGUAUGGAAUUUACAUGCACGACGGUGCUGCACGUCAUCAUCGUCAUCAUCACAUAGAUCAGUCCUGGUGAUUUUUGCAUGGGUUAAUGUUGACAUUGGGUCUCCACAAGGGGCAAGGCUAACAUGGCUUGACUUGAAACCAAGGAGGAGCAAUAGUAUCAGCACUUGGGGCUUUCCAUGACGUGCCAGCUGUUCAGUUAUUUUUUCUUUUUGUGGUCAAACACGGAAGUAUAAGUCAGCAGACCCUCUGGCAUCUAGCAGCUUUGUUCAUCAAAUCUGCUUUAUUUGUUUUUUGUUGAGUCCCUGAAGCUCAUCUUGGCCAUGGACAGACGUGUCAACAAGAGAGGAUUUACUGAGUCUUUCUUCAAAGGUGCACACUUGAAGCUAAGGGCUUUGAAAAUGAUAACCCAAGGUCGUAAUAGGUACUUAAGAAAAGAAAACAUCCCAAAAUACCCACGGCCGGAGUUUCACGUCUCUUACCUGAGACAUGACACAGGCAGAGAUGGCCUAAUCGGCAUUGCAGAAGACUCUGGCUUCCGUGCACCAUACAGAGAUGAGGACGAGGAGGACCCUGAAGACCCGGAGACUAUGAACCUGAUAUGGUGGAGCCUGUCAGUGGGACCUGAUGAGGUGGAUGCAGCCGAGGAGAGACUCCUCGAGAACAGGUUCCCAUACCGGACAGUGCAGCAGGCCAUCUCCCAGGAGAGCUUCCUGUGGGAUUUUGCAUCCUCCCCGGCCUUCAAGGAGACGUCCAGGUUUGGCUCGUACCGCUUCACCUUCCCCGUGCAGGAGCUGCUGGAUGCAUAUAGCGAGCAGCUGUGCGACAGUAUGGAACCGGUCCUACGGGUGUAUGACACGGUCCUCUACAAACAGGAAGUGAUGUACUCCGUGUUGGUCCAUAGCGAGGACUACAACUACCUGUUUGAAGACUAUCCCCUUCUGACUGACAGCCCUGAUGAGGUCUGCGCCUAUGAGGACGGGACCUUCAUCUGGAGAUCUGAGGCCAUGUCCCAGCAUCACCGCUUCAAGUUGGUCGAGUGGCCCUAUUACAGGCAGAUGGGAUCUGUCCCUGUCUCCAGGCGGUGGUCUCAGUACUACGUCUGGGACAAUGUGGCUGUGGCCUUCCACAUGGCAGGCGGUCAGUCACUGAACUUUGAUAUGUACCAGCUGGGAGAAUGCCUCACUUUCUGUGAACGUGGAUACCCCACCAUCCCCAGACCAGGCUGCUCUGCUGAUGAAAAUUUCGAUAGUUUUGAGGACGCUGAAGAAAUCGUCGAAUACUACUGGCCUGAUUCACCGUUCAACUAACUUAAGAUUAAAGCGGGUGGAGGUCGGUGGCUUCUUCAGGGGAAAUAAAAGGUCAACAGCAGCAGCCAAACAGAAGAAAACAUCAUCUGAAAGCUGGGAAUAUGAAGAUUAAUUUGAGCUGCCCCUCAGCUCUGUGUGUCAAGUUAUUCUGGUCACAAAUCCGUCAUAAACAUUUUGUUUUAGUUAGGCGCCUACUGAUUUAUUUAUUUAUCUUUAUUUAGAGUGUAUAAGGGUUAGAGCAUUGUGAUAGGAGCAUACUAAUUUUAGCAUUUUUUUUCUCGUACAUGUGUUUUUUUUUCUCACAAAUCUGUUUUUUUUUUUCAUAAAUUUAUGACUUUAAUCUCAGAUAAUAUCUGAGUUUUUUCCCUUUUUUUCUUAAAUGUGUGACUUUAUCCUCAAAAAUUCAAACUUUUUUCUCUGGAAAAUAUGUUCAACACAAUUUGUAACACAAUGGCAGAAAUAUCAAACAAUAAACAAUGACCAAUAAUCA